AAAAGUAAAACUAACAUUUCUGGUAUGAAUUUUUUUUACAAUCGUGAUAUUAUAUGAUAUUCAAUUAAACCCAUACAAGGCAAGUCAUUUAAACAAGCUGAUAUAAUGCACUUUUGAAAUCGUUAUCUCCAAAAAAGAAUGAAAUUUUAUUUUUAUUUGCUAUAAUCUUUACCACGUGGUAGUUACAAUGGUGAUGCAAAUUGAAGUGUCACCGUGUACUUGAUUACCGUGAGUUGCGGUCAGGAAGUCCGAUAAAACACAUCCUGACCACGUCCUGAAUCGCGCGGAACAAUUCACUUUGCGCGCUGGUGUCGUGUAAUAACAUGAUAACAUAAAUCAGAAGAAGCAGAGGCAUAAUGGAAUAAUGUUUUGCAUUUUGCUCCUGCAGUGCGACGAUAUAAAUACAAUAAUAUUCUGAUCGUAUACGCGUAAUAUGCUUUGCAUGCAAAAAUCAACGGAAAGUGAUCCACUAACGAAGAUACAAUGGCUACCAAGCUUGCGAUCAGACACAAGGACUCUCUCGUCUUGAAGGAAAAUAAGCUGUUACGCAACUGUGAGACUCGCAAACAGUCGAAGCUGAAACAAUAUGAGCAUCUGUCGCUCCCUUGGUUAAUAUUGGGCAUAUUUUUGGCUUAUUGGCUCAUCUUGUGUCCUCUGACAUGGGCCGCAUGCUACGUAUCGACAUUGACAACACACUGGCCUUCAUACUGGCCCUCUUUCUUCUGGACAGUCGCAUUUCUAACAUGGAUCAUCAUCACCUGCGGACUAAUGAUCUUUUGGAGGUAUUUACAAGUUAAACAAAAUGACGAAAUUAAUGUGAUCUCGAAAUAUGGCUCGGAUAACGUAGCGGAAAGACCUACAAGUACCCACCAGAUGACCGUGUCAAUCGAAGACGCAAAGUCUCCCGAGACAAAGAGGACGAACGAUAUAUCCGAUAGGAUCGAUCGGGAAAACUUGCGAAGAAAGGAUCUACCACCGUUGUUGAUACACAAACGAAUGUCUGGCGAAGAAAUCGAAGAUACUGGAGUCGUGCACGUUGAAAAGGAGAACGAAACAGCUGAGUUGAACGUAGCCAGUGAUUACGUCGAGAAGAGUCCUUUGCAGAAUUAUCUGAAAUUAGUGACAGUGUCACCAUCCGAGGACGAGAUAAAGAUGCCAAUGUCUCCAAAGACACCAAUGUCGCCGAGAGAAUUGUUUUUCAUCGAUCUGAUUCGCGAGGCGGAGAAAGCCGAGAAUGCGCACUCGCUGAAAACGAAAGGACGUUUCUUUCCGAGUGAAGCAAUGGAGAAGGAUACAACGAGAAACGUGCAGGAUCGAAAGAACGAGAGAGACGCAGAGGCAGAGGACAAGGAAGACGUGAAUAAUGAGAGGAACGAAGAAACAAACAACGGAGAAGAAUCGAAGCAAGAGUCCUGUUACUUCAUAGCGGAUGUCGACAGUCGAGUUUGUGAAAAAACGCAAGUAUUUCUUCAGAUCGAGCCGAGUGUGAGCGAACAAGUGGAUUUGAUCGUGGAGAUUCCAUCUAACGAAUCCAAUGAAGCGAAUUUCCAAGAAGCUUCGCGAGCCGAUUGGAUUACCGAGGAUAACGAGUAAUGGCUAUAAUUAGUCGAUGUGGCAGAUGCGAUACAAGUGGGAAAUCAUUUACAAAACACCCUGUCCCUGUCGAAAAGAAAAAUCGAAAUGCCGCGUAAAUAAAGUACAUCAUAUCAUUAGCAA
Molecule: messenger RNA, 1716 nt
Organism: Ooceraea biroi (clonal raider ant)
Lineage: Eukaryota; Metazoa; Arthropoda; Insecta; Hymenoptera; Formicidae
Source: RefSeq, a predicted model, not a curated record